UCCAGCGCUCUACACUCAAAGCUUUCAGAAGCUGAAAGCUCCCGCUCUUUUGUGUAUUCUAUUCUGUGUGGCUGAAGGUUGGCUGAAGAUAAACUGAAGUGAAAGGGUGCAGAUCAUUCAUUACUUCUCGAUCAAUGAAGAGCGAGUGACCUUCUUCAGUAGCCAUAAUAAUAAUACGGCGAUCUAGGUGAUGUUGUGAAUAGGGAAAAUCAGAUAAAACACGGACCGGUACAACCGGUCGGUACCUAACACACGACAGUCAUGAUCAUCGCGCUUUAUUGGACUUUUUUGCCUUUGGAUGAUUGCCCAUUGUACUCCAGUUGGGCGUUCGUAUCAUGACCCUGUGGCAGUUGGUACCCAUUGAUAAUUACCCGUGCCAGGAUAUCGUACAGGAUAAUUUUCAUUAACUCGCAGUGCGACCAACGCGCCCCAACUUACUCAUAAAAAUAUAGGUAUAAGUUGUGCCGAUCGUGCAGAUCUUUUAGUUGUAUGAUGCGGUGAUGGUUUUUUACGGUACAACUUUUUCCGGUCCAAUUUACGCCGAUGAGAUUUAUCAGAGACGAUUUUUACUGGUAGAAUAUUUUUCCUGGUAGAAUAUUUUUCCAAGAAUCGUAUAUUAUCUUUUAUACAAGACAUUCACUUGUGGUGGGAUGCUACUAUCUUCUGACUACAAAAAUUCGGCAGGAGUCGCGAGCUGACCGCGCUAGAGCGAGCGCGACCUUGAUUGUCAGCGAGCGAUGCUGCGUGGUCUUUUACUUCAUACAAAUAAUACAGUUGAUUAAGAGUUAAUCAUAAACCGUUAUCAUAUUUUAAAUUGGAUCAUCGCGACUGUGAUUUGCAUACGUUGAAUUAGUCUUUACAUACCAACUGGUAUAAUAGAGACGUUUAAAACAGUUUUUAUAACAACGACGGCGAAAACAGAAGAAAGAAAAUCGAAUAUAACUGAGCUGCAGGGUGCAGGUUGGUUGAAAAAUUGUGGUCAAGUGAAUCAGCGAAGUAAAGUAUGGCGGUGGAAAAACCAUGGCACAAUGAUAAAGGAGUAGAAGAAUUGGGUGCAAUUUAUAAUAAAAAUAUGAGUAUGACCCCUGCAAAGGGAUUUAAUACAGUCGGUUAUUCUCACAAUAAUAAUGACUCGAACAAAUCAUCAUCUUCGCGAUUCUCUAUCAACUAUUACAACUUGACUACGAUAGCAAUCAUAAUGAGAUUUGUGAUUUCAACGCAUCUUCAAGGGUCUUCAGCUUUUGCUUCUACCCCAGCAGCUGCUGGUGCGUCUGAGACUAGCCUUGUACCGCCCAGCUGCGAGUUUGGACAAAUAUCGUGUGGUCAGUACGAGUUCAAUAAAACAUACUGCAUAGAGCCUCAUCAAAGAUGUGACAUGAAAAUUGAUUGCAUCGAUGGCAGCGACGAAGCUGAUUGUUUCACCAAGGAAUGCCCAUCUUUAGGCUGUCAGUAUAAAUGCCAAGCUUCACCAUCCGGAGGUACUUGUUACUGUCCAGAAGGCUAUGUCCUCUCAAAUGAUUCAAGGAUCUGCGUAGAUAGAGACGAGUGCGCGGAAUGGGGGUAUUGUGAACAGAAAUGCCAGAAUACGGAAGGUUCUUACAUCUGCAGUUGUCUUCAUGGAUACACUCUACAAGGUCAUAAUCAAUGCAGAGCCGAGCGUAUAUCUGCGCUCGAAAUUUUACUGGCUCAAGAUCGCACUAUAUCUCGUAUGCCAGCGACAGGAGAGGACAGAAAAAUUAUAGCUAAUACUACUGGAGCCAGUGGCGUCGAUUAUCUGUAUUCUAAAGACCUCCUCUUCUGGAGCGAUGUUAAAACUAGAAAAGUUCAUUCCCAGCCUCUUAACGAUGAUAAUCAAGAAAAUCGUGGGGCGGAUAUUUCUCUCCCAGGAACAUGGGCCCCAGUCGCUAUUGCAAUUGAUUGGAUCGGCGAGAAACUUUAUGUGACGGAUUCCGUGGGUCAAAAAAUCGAUGUCUUUGAACUGGAUGGAAGAUACCACGGUAUUGCAGUUGGAUCGAACCUCACUAGCCCAGCAGACAUUGCUCUAGACCCAACGGUUGGAGUAAUGUUUAUUGCAGAUAACAAUCAGGUUCUCAGAGCCAACAUGGAUGGCACUUUUGCAUUCCCUGUAGCUUCUGGGAAUAUUAACCAAGUCUCAUCUGUUGCCGUUGAUGUUAUAGCGUCCAGAGUUUACUGGGGUGCUUCUACGGUUGGUUUUAUAGAGACUGUGGAUUACCUUGGGCAUGGAAGUAUCACAGUGCUAUCGGCGUAUUACGCCUCUAUGCCAGCUGGGCUUACGCUUUUCGAAAAUAGAAUAUUCUGGGCGGAUAUCAGUAAGUCAGCUGUUAUGAGCAUUAAUAAAACCUUAGGAACUAGCUCGAUUAAGAGUAUAUCCAAGGCAAGCAAUGCAUCUGCAAUCAAAGCUCUGCACCCACUUAUUCAGAUUUCUGUUCCAAAUCCUUGUGGAAACAAUAAUGGUGGAUGUCAGCACAUGUGUAUUGUAACGCCUUCAGACGGACAUGAACCUGGGCUAAGUUAUCGAUGUGCUUGUACAAUAGGAUGGUCACUUGCAAAGGAUUUGAGAAAUUGUAAUUUGGCACAAGAAUUUCUCAUUUAUUCGCAGAACAGAUUCAUCAAGGGGAGAGUUCUUGAUCCGAUAAUGGACGGAUUCAACGAUGCCAUUCUUCCCGUUGUUUCUAAAAGAGCAAGAUUCGUUGGGGUUGAUUACGAUGCCUAUGAUCAGUACAUUUACUACAGUGAUGUUCUUCAAGACGUCAUUCACAGGGUUCAUCAGAACGGAACUCGCGGAGAAAUUGUUUUCGCUAGUCAAAACGCGGCUAUUGAAGGUCUUGCAGUUGAUUGGGCAGCCAAGAACUUAUAUUACAUUGACUCUAGAAAAGGAACUCUCAAUGUUCUCAGUACCAGAAAUGUAACGCACAGAAGAACUCUGCUAAGAAACCUGAAGAGACCCAGAGCUAUUGUCGUCCAUCCUAAUCAAGGGUAUAUUUUUUUCUCUGAAUGGGAUAUGCCGGCGAAUAUUAGCAGAGCUCAUACAGAUGGUUCGAAUUUAAUCACCUUCAAAAAUCUCACUCUUGGAUGGCCCAACGGUCUUGCUAUAGAUUUCAAAGACGACAGACUUUAUUGGUGUGAUGCUCUACUAAAUCAUGUUCGACAUUCUAAUCUGGAUGGUAGGGAUGUCAAGACAGUGAAUUCCAGGCUCAUAACGCACCCGUUUGGGAUAGCUAUCCAUGAAGAGUGGAUGUAUAUCACAGAUUGGAAAUUAGAGGCUAUCGUCAAACUACACAAGGAAACGGGGGAACAGGAAGUUGUCCUCGUUAGAGAACCUGCGACGAACAGACUCUACGGGGUAAAAGUUUUCAGUCGCAAUGUUCAGAAACGGGUGCAUACACAUCCCUGUAUGAUCAACAAUGGAGGAUGUGAGAAACUAUGUUUCGCUAUACCGAAUAAUUCAUCUUCCGAAUUCGGUGAACCACAUCUGUCUGGAAUAUGCGGCUGUCCAUAUGGGGAAAGACUUGAGGAUAAUCAGAGAACUUGCAGUGCCGAUCCAGACGCGGAACCCCCGUUACAAGCCUGUCCAAAUGCCUGGGAUUUCACUUGUACCAAUCAGAGGUGCAUUCCCAUGUCUUGGACUUGCGACGGAGAGGACGAUUGCCUGGAUAAUAGUGACGAGGAACGAAAUUGUACAAAAAGUACGUGUGGGACGCGUCAAUUCCAGUGUAAAUCUGGCCGUUGUGUCCCUAUGACCUUUAAAUGUGAUAGAGAAAAUGAUUGCGGCGAUUCCAGCGACGAAGAAGGGUGUCCGAAUGUAACUUGCAGCGCAAGUCAUUUUUCUUGCAACAAUCGGAACUGCAUUCCCAAAACAUGGGUUUGCGAUGGAGAGGACGAUUGCGGGGAUAAUAGUGACGAGAAGGAAAAUUGCAAAUAAAUCAUUUGGAGUACUGUGUUCUCGACCGCAGUAUCAGAUGGUAUCAGCAAGUUGAAAUGGUUGAAAGUUCAUAUCCGCGGAUUUAGUCUGUGACCUUAAAAUGAAAGCGACAAAAACUCACGACUUGAUA
This is a messenger RNA of Athalia rosae (coleseed sawfly), 4073 nucleotides long. Its product is annotated as low-density lipoprotein receptor-related protein 2-like. The record is from RefSeq and is a predicted model, not a curated record. The transcript has 9 exons. The coding region runs from base 1004 to 3943 and encodes 979 amino acids. Gene Ontology annotation, molecular function: calcium ion binding; protein binding. Lineage: Eukaryota; Metazoa; Arthropoda; Insecta; Hymenoptera; Athaliidae.